CUCGACGGCGAGUGCUGCAGGCGGUGUGUGUGAGCGUGCGACGGACACCGAAAUAUCUCCACGACGGCUUUCCUAACAUCUCAUAUCAACGCAGCAAUGAACCCACUAUUUCUGUAGAGGUGGUUUUUGUCUCACAUAUGGAUUGAACAAUGUGAGUGUGAUCGGAGGCAGCUGCACUCCAAUGGUCGAGGACCUCACCUCACUUCAUUAGAAUGUACUUGAUGAAUGUACCUCCUGUCGCAGCGACGCCAACAAAAUGGAGAACAUGUGGCCCACCUGGAGGCUAUAGCCUUCCAAUCUGCUUCAAUGACUCUGACACCGAGCUGUCCACCAGAGGCACACCUAUCUCAGAUAAGGUCCAGAUGAUCAUAGAGAGCCUUAGGAGCACCCAGUCCUCACUCGAGAUGGGCGACGAGAUCGAGGAAAAUGUGCCACCAGGACACGACGGUCAUCCCCAACUCUGCAAGGUUGCAAUGGGUUCUUAUGUGGGCCAAAAGUCCAAAACUACAGGUUCCACCGAAAACCAACAGGCAGAUGUUACCUCCCCAAUCAACCAUGAGCUCAGUGACUCUGACAGCGAUGCUUCUGUGGACAGAGGAAUUGAGGAGGCUAUACUGGAAUACCUGAAGGAAAAGGAUGAUCACAAACGCAAGGCGGAACCAUGCUUAGCAUUUCUCCAAUCAUCCAAGAUUCCCAGGACAAGCUCUCCUGUUCCUGAGGAUUCCAACCAGAUCUCUGACAGCAAUACCUUUUUGAUUGCCAGUAGCCAGUUUCCAAAAAGUAUGGAAGCUGAGACUUCCACAGCACCAGCUGUUAUACCUAUAAAAAAGUAUAUCAAAAACAGGGCCCUCCUAAAUGACAACGCAGUUGAGAAAUUGGAUUCAAAUACAAGUACAACUAAUACAAGUCAAGCCUUGCCCAAAGAGCAGACAAAGCGGCUCUCUAAAACAAUCGGCCUUUUCGACAAAGUAAAGUGCCCGGUCACACUUAAGGUAGACGAAGUGUCAAAUGACUCCAGUAGUGACGACGGCAUUGAGGAAGCCAUUCAAAGAUACCAGCUGGAGAAAAAAGAGCAGCAGAACAAAACGGAAACUUUCUCUCCGCCUGCAUUCAGAGAAGAGUCUGACUCCACCAGUGAUGAUGGGAUUGAGGAAGCUAUUCGUUCCUACCAGCUUGAGCAACUCAGGGAGAAGAGUGUCCUGAAGCCAUUCUUACACGAGCAGAAACCCUUUACCAGUACAAGCACGGAAAACAUGAAGAAACACAGACUGAGAAAGAAAAGGACCAGAGCAGAGAAAGAAGCCAAAUCUGUUCAACUUCCUCCUCCUCCUGUUUUCAUACCCAAGAGUACACUUUUAGAGCGCUCGAAUGGUAAAGGAAAUGGAUUGCUUUUGUUUGAAGAAGAUGGUUUUAAGGAGCAACCUAGCCCUGCCCCUCCAAAGGUUAAUACAACUGUGGAGCUCAUGUGUGCUGAGGCAAUACUGGACAUUUCAAAAACUGUCAUGCCCGAGGCCUUCCAUCCCAGUGUUGGCCUCAGCAGUAGCACUCCUACCGAAUCUUCCUUGCAAUCGUCACCCCCUGACAACUGCCCAGAUGAAGACAGCGAUGGCACUUCCAUUGAUAGUGAAGAUGGGAUAGAGCAGGAAAUCAGGACAUUUCUUGAGCAGAAGGCCCAAAUGCACAAACAGAUGCCCGCUGCUGCGACUCAAGAGCCUCAGUGUAGAAAUCAACCGGAGAAAGUGAAAGUUGCAACCCAAAAGAAACCUUCAAGAUUGUCUUUGACACAGAGAAGAAAACAGAAAGAGGGAAGCUGUAGCAUUUCCAUCACGUCAGGGACAGAUAACAACGUCAAAGAAACGUCCCCGAGACCUUCACCUGAGCAUGGGCAAAAAUCCCAGAGAAGUCAAACACACCCAAUGGCUGGAUUAUAUAAGAUGGAGCAGAGUGGAGACAAAAGCAGCUCACUUGACAGCGAUGAGGACCUUGACAGCGCUAUUAAAGACCUGCUCAAGACAAAAAAGAAGUCAAAGAAAAAGACAAGAGACUUGAAGCGGAAAUCAAGGCUGUGUCCCAACGAUGAAGAACCACAGCUUGGAAAUGCUUUAGAGACCAAAAAGUUGAAACCUGAUCAUUUUUCCAAGCGCAGUCUUUUGAAAAACCUAGAAAAGAGUAAGAAUGACAUGAAAGACAAGGCUGGACUGAGUAAACAGAGCGUUUCACAACAUACACUUCCUAAUAAGAGUCAAGAGCACGAUGAUAUACAUGACGGUGAACCAGCAUUUGGGGGUCAAAACACCCCGUUGCCGCACAAUACUCAGACUACUCGUGAGGUAAAGGAAGACAGCAGUUCAGUAGACAGCGACGAUGGCAUUGAGCUAGAGAUCCAAAGGUUUCUUGCUGAAAAGGCCAAAGUCUCCACCGCAGAGAAAAGUAAAGGUGGAGAUGUAUCGAGGAAUGGUACUGUCGAGGUUUGUACAGCACUUCGAGGUGAAGACAUCAAACAGGAAAAUCAGCUGGCUGAGAUUCCAAUCAUCAGUCCUCUCUCUGGACAAUCUCCUCUGAGGAGUCGUCCUCUUCCAACGCCGCAAAGUUCGCCACCGGCGGACGUCUCCGCUGACGUUGCACAGUCACGCCUGCCAUCGGUCCAGUCCUGCAGCCCCAGCCUUUUGGAACCAGCGGAUGGGGCGGGAGCCGCUAGAAUCGAGCAAUGGAGGCCUCUCUCUGGGAGAGGGGACGGCCAGGAUGUCACCCCACAGAUCGAGAGGGUUCGGCCCGGUGUGAGUCCGAACAUUGCGGAGUCGAUCAAGUGGCGCCAGAGCCUUGGACUCCCAGCGACUGACCCUAGGACUACCAGUCGAACUGCGUUCCAUAUCACUUCAUCUAAAAUCAGCGAGACUGCAUCAGGAAGUCCAUAUCACAGCGGGGGGCACAAAUCACAGACUGCAGUCCCUUUUUGGUCCUCCGCAAGAACCAGCAGAGCACCUUUCCCCUGCUCUACAGAGACAAAUGUGAAUACCAAGUUCAGGUCCCCUGUUUUGAAUCAUUUGUCUACGGCCAGGCAGCAUCCAAGGACGCCCUUUGCACGGAGCCCUACGGAGAGUAUGGUGCACAUGUCUAAGGACAAGAGUGUGUUUGUUGAACUGGAGUCUAAUAGGACCAACCAUGUCCAGGUUCGGACCAGGGAAAGGAGCGAGGGAAAGGAGAAAGCAGACUUGCUAAGUGAGAUAAAAAGAGAAGACGAGAGCGUGAAGAUAGACGAUAAACGAGUGCAUCUAGAAGGAUCACAGGAAGAGUUUAUAGAUGAGGCAGAUUGUGAGUCAGGCAGCAGCAGAAAUCCAGAGAAGAAGCAGGGCUUUCCCACAUUGUCUUUGUCCAGUGCCAUUGACCCUGGCAUCAUCUUCAGACCUUGCAUAGCUCUUACCACAGAGGACAGAAGCAGGAUGUUCACCAGGAGUUACCAGGCUGAGAAAUGCAAGAAGGCGCUUCCUUCUCACGGUAGAGCUCCAGUGAAGAGAAAGGCUCUGCAACGUGUCAAAAGAAAGCUUCAGUUCAUUCCAGUGAACAGGGAAAAAUGAAGCACCCAGCCACCACAGCAUAACGGAAUAAAACUUAACACUGCAUUUGAUAGUGUUUGAUAUUACAGUAUGUGGG
This is a messenger RNA of Anarrhichthys ocellatus (wolf-eel), 3651 nucleotides long. It is a transcript of the gene ppp1r26, whose product is annotated as protein phosphatase 1, regulatory subunit 26. Bases 213 to 3575 code for a protein of 1120 amino acids. The transcript is spliced from 5 exons. Gene Ontology annotation, biological process: negative regulation of phosphatase activity. The record is from RefSeq and is a predicted model, not a curated record. Gene Ontology annotation, molecular function: protein phosphatase inhibitor activity. NCBI's taxonomy places the organism in Eukaryota, Metazoa, Chordata, Actinopteri, Perciformes, Anarhichadidae.